Molecule: messenger RNA, 1129 nt
Organism: Juglans regia (Persian walnut)
Lineage: Eukaryota; Viridiplantae; Streptophyta; Magnoliopsida; Fagales; Juglandaceae
Product: strigolactone esterase D14-like
Exons: 2
Coding region: 107-940 (277 amino acids)
Source: RefSeq, a predicted model, not a curated record
AGAGGCCAGGAAACAGCGAACGCCACCAAAUACAGCUUAGCUUUUCAACUCUCUCCUACACUUGCUUCCCUGCUCUUUUCUUCUUUUUCUUCUUCCUCUUCCGAACAUGGUGCUGACAGAAAAGGAUCUUUCGACUGCCUUGAACGCAAAAAUCAUUGGGUCAGGAAGUGAAGUCAUGGUUCUGGCACAUGGGUUUGGGGGAGACCAGUCUGUCUGGGACAAAAUCCUUCCCUCCUUGUCUCAACAUUACAGUGUUCUUAUUUUCGACUGGAACUUUUCUGGUGCCAUUGAUCAAGAUCUAAACCUCUACGAUCCUGUCAAGUACUCUUCGUACGAUGCUUUUGCCAAUGACUUAGUUGAACUCCUAGAUGAGAUGAGGCUAAAGUCUUUGGUUUUUGUUGGACAUUCCAUGUCUGGUAUGAUUGGAUGCAUCGCUUCCAUCAAAAGACCCGACCUCUUUAAGAGGCUCAUCCUCGUUGGGUCUUCACCAAGGUACAUAAACACCAAGGGUUAUGAAGGUGGAUUUGGGAACUCAGACAUCGAGCAGAUCAUUUCAAACGUCGAAUCCAACUAUCAAAACUGGGCUUCAGCCUUUGCUUCUCUUGCAGUCGACACAAAAGAUCCCCCUUCGGUAGAUAAGUUUGCAAAAUGCUUGGCAAGAAUGAGAGCUGAAGUGGCACUUCCCUUGGCCAAAACUGUAUUUUACAGCGAUGAAAGACAAGUUCUCGACAUGGUCAUUACUCCAUGCACAAUCAUCCAGACCACCAAGGACUGUGUUGUCCCAAAUUCAGUGCCACUCUAUAUGCAGAAGAAAAUCAAAGGAAAGUCGACUGUGGAAAUGAUAGAAGGUGAUGGACAUUUUCCACAGCUAACUGCGCAUCUCCAGUUCCUUGAUGUGCUAGGACGUGUCCUGGGUUUUCAUGAUCUUGGUCGUGAUUAAUGUACAACAGAUAACAUAAUUACCUCAUGAGAUAUAUAAUAUAUCGAUCUAAUUAAGUUAAGGAAUAGAUCAUGCAGAUAAUUAAUUAGACUAGCUAGCUAGCUAAGCUAGCUAGGAGUACUACUUGUAAUUUCAUGUUCAUGUACUGUUCGUUUAUGGCUAGUUAAUGGGAUAGAGUUAGGAGCUGCA